AUGGAAUUUAUAUUGAAGAAUUUUGAUUUGAAACAUGGAUUUUCAAAUCAUUGUUUACAAGCAACUGGGUUCAACCAUAAGUUGUGGGCAAAUAUUCAACGAUUGGAUGUCCAAGCCUACUCAAGCUUAACAUUAGACAAAUUGAGAAAGAUGAAUUGCGAAACGAUUCAAUUCGAGUAUCUUAGCGAAUUCUCAGGAACACAUCUAAACGAGUUCAUCCGAUACUGGUUGGACGGGAAUAUGCCAAAAUUGAGAAGAUUUCAAUUAAACUACUGCUUUGAGCAUUGGACUGAUGACUUAUGGAAUGGUUUACCACAUGCGCAGUGUAAUCCGAAACGGCGAAAAAGAUUUUUUUACGAUGGUCUGGAAGUAGUGGAUUGUUCAGAAGGACGUGAUAUCGAAAGAAGUGAUGGUAUACUCGCAACUAUUUUAGUUGAAUCCAAAGUCUUGUACUUUCUCAUCUGGCAUGACAGAUUUCCAGUAGAUGUCAGAGCAUUGUUUUAG
This is a messenger RNA of Caenorhabditis elegans, 504 nucleotides long. RefSeq names its product F-box associated domain-containing protein (gene W08F4.10). The record is from RefSeq and is marked reviewed. Bases 1 to 504 code for a protein of 167 amino acids. The transcript has 3 exons. Lineage: Eukaryota; Metazoa; Nematoda; Chromadorea; Rhabditida; Rhabditidae.